Molecule: messenger RNA, 1714 nt
Organism: Cuscuta campestris
Lineage: Eukaryota; Viridiplantae; Streptophyta; Magnoliopsida; Solanales; Convolvulaceae
Source: the annotation of a GenBank genome assembly
UAUCCAAAAUUCCAAGUUCGUUCCGAAUGUGGAAGAAGCUCUCCCUACUAAGGGGUUUCGUGAAAAUGUCUGCCAAUUGAUGUUUCGUUUCAACAAACUCAAUUGUGACAUCUCCCUUUUGGACGUGAUCUCCCCAAUAAGUGAAGUGGAAUUGAGUUGAGCACAUGUUUAAUGAGAACAAGUCUUCCAUUCAUGCUCAGGAAUUUUUUGUACCAACCUUGAAGUUUGUUGUCAAAGAGAUUGAGGAGAGGGGAGAUAGGGUCACCUUGCCUAAGUCCCCUAUUAGGCUUAAAACUCUUGGUUUGACGGCCAUUAACCAAAAGGGAGAAAUAAAUGCAGUUGAAAUCCCCCCCAAGAAUCCAAGGAUGCUGGAGGUUGAGACUAGUUGUGUGAAUGUUUUUCCAGAGGAUUCUUCUGUCAGCAAGGGUGUAUUUACCAUAGACAAUGGAAAUGGUUAUGGGGCUAUUAUUAUGCAAGAAAUAUAUGUUAAUGAGUUGAUCCACUUCCUGGUGAGUUGUGUAAUGAAGGGUUUCAUCUUUCCACAUAAUCCAGGCUCUGUUGUCAGCCAUAACAAUGGAGUGUGUGAACCCAAGAGAAAGCUGGUAGUGUGUGAUUUUCUGCUGAUGUGUUUUAGGUUCCAAAAUAGCAAGAAGGGAAAUCUUGUGAGUGGAAGUGAUUCAGCUGUGGGUAAAGGGACUAUGUCUGGGGGUUCCUGUGGUAACUCAGAGUCAGAAAGGGAUGAAGGAUUUGCAUUCCUUGCUAUGUCUGCCCACCCCUCUGCACUCAUUACAGUACUCAGGGAGAUCUUCAAACAUAGCAGUGAGCAGCACAGGAGUUUCACCAUUUUUGAUAUAAAACUUUGUGGGCAAAGCCACCGUCCCAUUCCCACGAUCCUCCUUCCAAAUUUCACAGCCACCGGCCUAAUGUUUGCCUCCGUCUGUUCUCCGACUCUCUGCCAUUUCUCCUUACCUUCUCACAAUUUCUACACCGCCCAACGACCUCUGCCACCUCCACUUGAGACUGUCUUCCUCACCUAUUAAUAAGUACCGAACUAAUUCUUUGACUAUUAUUCCUGCAAGAAAUCUUUUCCACUUUAUCCAAGUUUUAAAAACGCAGCAUAGACGAUGCUUACAUUGUUUCCGUAGCUCUGACAUUUUUUAACUUCAACACAACAGAAAAACUGUUACUUAGAUUAUUUUCAUGAGGGAACUACAUAGCACUGCAUGCAGUGCGGAGACCGGGAAUCAACAACUACAAAAAGAAUCUCUACUGACCUCGGCGAUGAGGAAAAGAAUAGCAUGAUCACUGGAGCUGAACGCACCGUUGGAAUUAAUGGACAUCGACGAUCUUAACAAAGGGCUGAGAUCACUAGUCAUCACAGCUGUUGUGCAGUUACAGCGAUCCCCAUACCAAAGAAGAGAUAAAAUGUUUUAUUUAUUAUGCCUAGAUUAGCUAUCUUACAAGCACACAGAGAGAAAAGAAAUACCUGCAACCCAAGAUGAGUAACAUAUGCAGGAGAAAAUAAUAAGUACACUUUCAAAGCACCUGCCUCCAGUAAUGAAACUACAUACUAGCCGUAGUGAAAAUGACAUCUAACCACUUUGCAGGUCAUUUUCAAAUUUUGUUAAGUCAGUUUUUGCCUUAACUUAAAAACCAUUAAGUCUUAAGUGCAUGUGAGAUAUAUGUAAUGCUAUGCUACUAUAACUGUUAUGUC